Myxocyprinus asiaticus (Chinese sucker) is the source of this 2932-nucleotide messenger RNA. RefSeq names its product ubiquitin associated and SH3 domain containing Bb (gene ubash3bb). The transcript is spliced from 14 exons. NCBI's taxonomy places the organism in Eukaryota, Metazoa, Chordata, Actinopteri, Cypriniformes, Catostomidae. The coding region runs from base 401 to 2329 and encodes 642 amino acids. Gene Ontology annotation, molecular function: protein binding. The record is from RefSeq and is a predicted model, not a curated record.
UUUUUAUAUUCGCCCUGUAAAGUUAAAAAGAACUGCAGCUGUUAAAAACAUGUCUCGAGACACAUGCGUUCUCUUCUCUUUCAGCGCAGAGACGUGUUCGAUGUAAACGCCCCCCUAGACAUCAUUUUUGGGCAUCAAGGGUACUUUGUCCAAAAUGUCGCGUUCUGUCUUGGAACUCGUCUAUAUUGCCGAAUAUGCUGCCUAGGUUGGCUCACGAGGUUUUUAAUAUUUCUAAUGUACACUACUACUGUAAACAGAUAUGCGCUGCCGAUGUCUGGGAGGAGGGACCGCUUAUGGUUUAGUCAUAGUGUAAAUCGUCAAAUAAGCAGAUGUUUCCUAUGGCUGUGUUGUCUUCGACUAUCGUCACAUGCGACAGUAUCGUUUAAUGGGACUGUGAAAGAUGGCAGCAAAGGAGGAUCUUUACUCUAAGAUUAUUCCGCGCAGACUUCGACAGAACAGUUGUGUCACUGUCAAACAUGGGUCCAAUCUGGACGUGCUGCUGUCGAUGGGAUUUCCUCAGCACAGAGCAUUAAAAGCUCUGGCAGCAACUGGAGGCAGAAGUGUUCAGCUAGCGUGCGACUGGCUUUUCUCCCAUUUGGAUGACCCUUUCCUUGACGACCCUUUACCUAGAGAGUAUGUGCUGUAUCUGCGCCCCAGUGGUCCUUUACAAAACCAACUUUCCCAUUUCUGGCAUCAGUCUCGCUUGACCUGUGGCAAGAACAAAGCUCACAAUAUCUUUCCACAUAUCACACUUUGCCAGUUCUUUAUGUGUCCAGACAAUAAAGUGGUGGCUCUGUGUGAAGCUCUGCAGUCAGCUGUGAAUCAGUGGAGAGGACGAUUUCCCAGCCCUCUGCCCCUGGAGCUCUAUACCUCCACCAACUUCAUAGGCCUCUUUGUGGAGGAACAGGUGGCAGAGACGCUGAAAAAGUUUGCGGCUGACUUUGCGGUGGAGGCUGCCACUAAAGCUGAUGUUCAUGUGGAACCCCAUAAAAAGCAGCUUCAUUUGACUCUAGCCUAUCACUUUCCAACCAAUCAUUUUUCUUCCUUGGACAAGUUGGCAAAAGGGAUUGAUGUCCAAUUAGGAUGUGAUUGGCUUGCUGCUGUCUUCUCACGGGACAUACGAUUUGUGAAUCAUGAGACUUUGCGAGUGAUGUACCCCUACACUCCUCAGAAUGAUGAUGAGUUGGAACUUGUGCCAGGAGACUUUAUCUUCUCAUCUACCGUGGAACAAACGAGCACUAGUGAGGGCUGGGUGUGUGGUACAUCUCUGGGUACAGGCGUCUCUGGACUGCUGCCUGAGAACUAUGUCAGCCCUGCUGAUGAGUCUGACACAUGGGUCUUCCAUGGGUCGCAGUCCUUCUUUUGUACCUCUCCUCCAGAAAAGGGCUGCAAAGAGAGCAAGUCAUUGGAUGGGCUGCUCAACAUUCGUUGUUUGGAUAACUCAAAGCUGGGAGAUUCUGCUAUCUUGAGUGUAAUUUGCCAACCUAUGCAGGUGCUUCGGUCCAACAUCAUGUCUAGGCCUCCUAAAAGGACCCUGUUUGUAUGUCGGCAUGGAGAGAGAAUGGAUGUUGUGUUUGGAAAACACUGGUUCUCACAGUGUUCAGACUCUAAAGGCAGGUAUGUGAGGAGUAACCUGAAUAUGCCUGCUGAACUACCUGCCUGGGGUGGAGCACAGAAGGACUAUGAUAUGGAUGCUCCAAUCACAGUGGUUGGAUCUACACAGGCCAGGAUAGUGGGUGAGGCUCUGCUGGAAAGUAAUACCACUAUAGAUUUUGUGUACUGCUCACCCAGCCUCCGCUGUGUCCAGACAGCUCAUGAAAUCCUCAAAGGAAUGCAGCAGGAAGGAAGAAUCAGCAUCCGAGUGGAGCCUGGGCUUUUUGAGUGGACUAAAUGGGUCCCAGGAACAUAUUUGCCUGCUUGGAUACCUCCUACAGAUCUUGCUGCGGCCAAGCUUAAUGUAGAUACAACAUACAGACCUCACAUCCCCAUUAGCAAACUAACAGUCUCAGAGACGUACAACACAUACAUUAGUCGGAGUUACCAGGUGACCAAAGACAUUUUGGCUUACUGCAAAAAUAAAGGAAACAACAUUCUGUUUGUGGGACACGCUUCUUCAUUGGAGGCCUGCACUCGCCAGGUCCAGGGCCUCUCUCCACAGAAUCCUAAAGAUUUUGUGCAAGUAGUCCGAAAGAUUCCAUACUUGGGUCUCUGUGCCUGCGAGGAGCAGGGCGACACAGGAGUUUGGCAGUUGGUGGACCCCCCAAUUCUUCCUCUAACGCAUGGGCCCAACCACAGCUUCAGCUGGAGAGAGACCUUACAGCAAGAUUGACCAUAUCUGCAUGGUCUGUCCACAAAAGACUGUUACCUGCACUGGAAGCACACAACUGAACGUCUUUUUAAAUAGAUCUAGUCUGUACCAUUCAUAAGUUAUGUAAAUUAGAUAUUGAUUUGGGAUGUGGCAAAGGUUUUGUUUGCAGGUGGUGGACUGAGGAGACUGCACUGAUAAAUUAACAUUUGUGGUAGUGUUUAUUGAGCUUUUAAGCAGGCUUUCUCAGGGCACUGGCUAUCACUUUUAACAGGUAAAAAUGCACAGUGGCUUAAUGCAGCACUUACCGUGAAUAUGGCAUUGCUUUCUGCCAUGCAUACAUAUGAUGUACAUCUUUGCAAUGAGAAGUUUUAAGUACUUAAUCUACUUUAAACUCUGUCAUUACUCAGAAUUCUCUCUCAAACUUAACCUGAAUGCAUGAAAGAAAGUGUAAUAUCUGGUUUAGCAUUGCUGAAAGAAUAUCAAAUGCUUUUGUAAUAUUUUACAGAUAGUUGACAAUCAGGAGAACUGAUUAAAAUGGUAAAACCAUUUAUAAAACCAUAAAAAUGGUCUCAAAACCAAAUGAACAUUGGCAAAAAAUAAUAAAACUAGAAUAUGUGAAAAGUA